Molecule: messenger RNA, 858 nt
Organism: Vicia faba (fava bean)
Lineage: Eukaryota; Viridiplantae; Streptophyta; Magnoliopsida; Fabales; Fabaceae
Source: the annotation of a GenBank genome assembly
AUGGAUAAUCAUUCCACCAAUAACAAUAAUGACAGUUCUAGAAUUUCAUCUGUUCAGUUAGAAUCUGCUUCUAACCGACAACCAACCCCUUUCCGUAAGAUGAUAGUAGUUGCUUUUAUUGCCGCUGGCAUCCAGUUCGGUUGGGCCCUACAGCUAUCUUUAUUGACACCUUACAUCCAACUGCUUGGCGUCCCACAUAAAUGGGCCGCCAACAUCUGGUUGUGCGGUCCUAUUUCAGGCAUGAUCAUCCAACCGAUUGUCGGUUAUUACAGUGACCGUUUACGUUCUCGUUUUGGUCGCCGCCGUCCAUUCAUAUUCUUCGACGCUAUUGCAGUUGCGAUCGCAGUCUUUCUCAUCGACUAUACAGCUGAUCUCGGUCACUCCUUCGAAGAUGAUCUCAAGAAAGAGACACGACAAAAAGUUGUUGUCAUCUUUGUAUUCGGAUUCUGGAUACUUGACGUUGCUAAUAACAUGCUCCAAGGACCUUGUCGUGCCUUCAUCGGCGACCUUAUCGCUGAAGACCAUAAAAUAAUGAGAACAGGUAAUGCACUAUUCUCGUUCUUCAUGGCUGUCGAUAAUGUCCUUAGUUAUGCAGCAGGCUCUUACUGUAAACUCUUCAUGAUGCUCCCUUUCACUAAAACCGAAGCCUGCAACGAGUUUUGCGCAAAUCUUAAAACUUGUUUCUUCAUUGAAAUAUUUCUCCUUAUCGUACUUUCAGCCUUUGCUCUUCUUCACGUAGAAGACAUUCCAUUACCAGUUGUAGAAUCACAAUCACAGACACAAAUACAAACACAAUCAGAACCAGAACAACAGGUUUCGUGUUUCGGAGAAAUACUAGGUGCAUUCAACGGACUAUAA